Messenger RNA from Cicer arietinum (chickpea), 1001 nucleotides. Its product is annotated as basic leucine zipper 43. The record is from RefSeq and is a predicted model, not a curated record. Gene Ontology annotation, biological process: regulation of DNA-templated transcription. Gene Ontology annotation, molecular function: DNA-binding transcription factor activity. NCBI's taxonomy places the organism in Eukaryota, Viridiplantae, Streptophyta, Magnoliopsida, Fabales, Fabaceae.
CAGCUUCAUCUCAUGUAAGCCCUAAGCACUAUUACUCUUUCCAUAAACUGACCCCACUUUACUUUCAUUACCUUCCUAUAAAUUCAACCCAUUUCUAACACAACAUUCCUCAAUUAAUUCUCCUAUCAUAUCAAACUCUUACCAUAUUAAUUUUCAAACAAAAACUUAAAGUCUAAUAAUAUCUUCAAAAUCAUGGUUCCCAAUGAAAUGAGAGGAGUUCAUAAUUUAACUCCUGAAAAUUCAUUUCAAAUUCAACCAAACUAUCUCUUACCACAACAAAGUGACAUCCCAAAUUUUCAUCUAAAUAGUCUCUUAACCAACUUACCAAAUUUCCAUUUCCCAUCAGCAGGCCUUGAAUUUACUCCUCCAUCAUGUCUAAGCAGCAACUCAACAACUUCCGACGAAGCGGACGAGCUUCAAUUCAACGUCGUCCUCGACGAAAGGAGGCACCGACGAAUGAUAUCGAACAGAGAAUCAGCUAGAAGAUCAAGGAUGAGGAAACAGAAACACUUGGAUGAACUCUGGUCACAGGUUGUUAGACUAAGAACUGAGAAUCACAACCUUAUUGACAAACUCAACCAUGUUUCUGAGUCACAUGACAGAGUUGUUCAAGAGAAUGCAAAACUCAAGGAAGAAACUUUUGAUCUUCGACAAAUGGUAUCUCACAUGCAAAUUGGUAACUCUUUUGGUUGCAACAUGACAGAUUUUAAUGAGGUUCCAUCUCAACUCAAAGAUGAUUCUGUGCAGAGUUAAUUAAUCAUGUUUCAUGAAUGAGAUGAGACCAUUUUCCAAUUUCCAUUAUAAAGAUAUAUAUAAAUAAUAACUCUUAUGUUCCUUCUACUUUUUCUAUAUGAUCCAUCCAAUGAUUCUACUUGUCCAUGUAUGAGUUUUAGAAGCAUAUUGAUGUUCAUUACUCGGCCUUAUUAUACUAUAUUAUAUAUCAACCUAAUUUAAACUUACGUCCAUUGUACAGAACAAAUAAACAGUUUGCUUUUUUCACA